This is a messenger RNA of Gigantopelta aegis, 855 nucleotides long. Its product is annotated as isatin hydrolase-like. The record is from RefSeq and is a predicted model, not a curated record. Lineage: Eukaryota; Metazoa; Mollusca; Gastropoda; Neomphalida; Peltospiridae. Gene Ontology annotation, molecular function: arylformamidase activity. Bases 1 to 855 code for a protein of 284 amino acids. The transcript has 2 exons.
AUGUUGUUGGAUCACGUGUUCCUACUGACAACAUUUGAUUGGCUAUUACUGGAAAGCAGCGCUUUCAGGGUGGUGGAUCUGACGCAUAGUCAAGGGGUGACAACUCUAUACUGGCCAGGAAACGUGGACUUCAACUUCACUAUUCUAGCUCGAGGACAGACGGAAAAUUUCUGGCUGGAAGCAAAUUGGUUUGGAACCGCCGAGCAUGGCGGAACACAUCUGGAUUCACCUUCACACUUCAGUCAAGGUCAGUGGAGGACGCACCAAAUCCCGCCCUCUCGUCUGAUUGGUCCGGGCGCCGUGAUUGACUUGAAGCCACAGGCGAUAGAAAAUCCGGAUUACAGAGUCACGAUUAGGGAUCUGGAGAAAUGGGAACAGAGUCACGGACGGAUUCCAAACGGAGCGAUCGUCUUGAUAAACUUCGGGUGGGCACACCGCUACCCUAACCGAUCGCUGGUCUUCAACACGAACGACACGGAAAACUCGACGACGUUCCACUUUCCGGGAAUUCACGAAGAUACCGCCCGGUGGAUGGCGGCCAAUAGGAACAUCAGCAUAGUCGCCGUGGACACGCCUUCGGUAGAUUCCGGGCAGGCGGUGCAUUUUCCGGUGCACCAGAUCUUUGGAAGAAAUAACAUACCGGGCGUGGAGAAUGUUGCUAACAUUGACGCACUUCCGGUCACGGGGUCUACGGUGUUUGUCGGCGUUAUCAAGCUUUUUGACGGAAGUGGCGGGCCCACCCGGAUCAUGGCUCUCAUUGAUGACCCCUGUCAAAAUAAUGGCGCAAAUCAGUUGUCGAAUGGGCUGCCAUUUCUAGCAUUCGCUCUGCUGACGUGUUUGUUAAAUAAAUAUUAA